Molecule: messenger RNA, 1791 nt
Organism: Didymodactylos carnosus
Lineage: Eukaryota; Metazoa; Rotifera; Eurotatoria; Philodinida; Philodinidae
Source: the annotation of a GenBank genome assembly
AUGAAAAAGAUCAUCGCAUCGAUCUCUGAAUUUUGGAAACUUGUUGAUCAAAAUAACGCUGUUGACGGGAAUGAUUUACCAACACCAAUUGCUGAUAUGCAUGGUACAGUUGUUGAGCAGAAAGAUGAUAUAGUUGAUCUUGUUGAUAGUGACGUAAUUUCAAUUACAAACGAUGACGUUGUUUUUAAAUUAGUUCGUCAAUAUAGCAAACUGCAGAAUGCAUUUUCAAUUGAAAAUCUUGUAAACUUAAAAUCAGCUUGUCCACAAGCAUUAAAACAGCCUGAUAUUGAUGAAUUAAAAGAUAUUUCAUUUAUGGAAGCAUGUAAACUUGGAUUUCGCACAGUAGCAAGAGCGGCAUCGGCAGCCGCAUUGCCCAAAGUAGAUAGAACACCAAAAAUUCAUCAUCAGAAGUUGUUUAUUAAUAAUGAAUUUGUUGAUGCAGCAGAUGGUAGCUGUUUUAAUGUUAUUAAUCCAAGCACAGGCGAUGUCAUUGCUGAAGUGGCCAAUGCAUCAGUGAAAGAUGUUAAUAAAGCUGUUAAGGCAGCUAAAGAUGCAUUUCGACUUGGCUCAGAAUGGCGACGAAUGGAUCCAUGUAAACGUGGUGAAUUGAUGAAUAAAUUAGCUGAUCUACUUGAACGAGAUCGUGCGUAUUUAGCAGCAUUAGAAUCGUAUGAUAAUGGAAAGCCAUUUAAAGAUGCAUAUAAUAUUGAUUUGCCACAUUUAAUUGGUGUUCUACGUUAUUUUGCUGGUUGGCCUGACAAAAUUAAUGGCAAAGUGUUGGCUAAUGCCGGUGAUUUUUUUGCUUAUACACGUCGAGAACCGGUCGGUGUUGUCGGUCAAAUUAUUCCUUGGAAUUUUCCUCUUGUUUUGUUCAUUUGGAAAGUUGCACCAGCUUUAGCUUGCGGAAACACAGUCGUGAUUAAAGUCGAUGAACAUACACCAUUGACCGGAUUGUAUACAGCAAAAUUAAUUCAGGAAGCUGGAUUUCCUCCCGGUGUGGUUAAUAUUCUCGCUGGAGAUGGUCCUAAUUGUGGUGGAUCAAUUGUAAAGCAUCCUGAUGUUGAUAAAGUGUCGUUUACUGGUUCGACACAAGUAAGUGGAAAAUCGCCAAAUAUUGUAUUUGAUGAUGCUGACCUUGAGUCCGCUGUUGAAUGGUCGCAUUUUGCACUAUUCUUUAAUCAAGGUCAAUGUUGUUGUGCUGGUUCUCGAACGUAUGUACAAGAAAAAAUAUACGAUGACUUUGUACAAAAAUCGGUUGAACGAGCCAAGAGACGUGCAGUAGGUGAUCCGUUUGAUGACAACACAGAACAGGGACCACAAAUAGGACAAGAACAAAUGGAUAAAAUUCUUCGAUUAAUUGACUCUGGUAAAAAAUCAGGCUCAAAAUUACUCACUGGUGGAAAACGUGUUGGUGAUCGAGGUUUUUAUAUUGAGCCGACAGUGUUUGCAGAUGUUCAUGAUCAUAUGGAAAUUGCACGAGAAGAAAUCUUUGGGCCAGUUAUGCAAAUAUUAAAAUUUAAAACAAUUGACGAAGUGAUUGAACGAGCAAAUGAUAGCGACUACGGUUUAGCCGCAAGUAUUUUUACAAGAGAUCUUGAUAAAGGUAUUGUCGUUUCGAAUGGAUUGCGAGCUGGUUCAGUGUGGGUUAACUGCUAUGAUAACUUUGAUCCAACGACACCUUUCGGUGGAUUUAAGCAAAGUGGUAUAGGACGAGAAAGAAGUGAAUAUGCUAUUGAUAGUUAUACUGAAGUGAAAAAUGUAACAAUAAAAAUAUCACAACGUAAUUCAUAA